UGGCGGCACCCAUCGAAUCGCACCGCUUUGCUUCCUUGGAAAUAUAACUCCACAACACAGAAAAUUAAAGCGUACAUUUUUGAAGAGAUAAGCACAACAAUAAAAAAUAAUAAUAAUUUUGUGCCAAGAGUUCCACAAUUUUGAUGGCUGUACAUUUUCAUGUUGUUUCCGGAUCUACGUUUCAUAAUUUUCUUCUCGGCGUCUUGUUUGCUAAAAUGGCGGCUCCCAUAGAUGGUUUUUUUGUGCUUCUUCUUGGCUAAAUAAACUUGCGAGCUAGCAACCACAACCUGGACAUAUUUAUAUUCUCUACAAUUAUAUACCAGUGGUCUUGAACUGGGAACAACGUAUACAAAAUCUCGAUACUAUAUUUUGUGUUUGAGUGCAGUAUUUUAGUAGGACGCGAGGUUUUAAAAAUCCUGUUUAACGUUUAAACGUUACCGUAGCCAGCUACUGUUAGCUUGUUGUCAGUUAACGUUAGCUGGCUAGUCCUAACGGAUGCUAGCUAACUCGUUAGCUUAGCAUUAUUAUACAUUUAGACAUUUUAGCUAUAUUGGAAAGCUUUUCAAGUUGGACAUUUUUUUCUAACUUCCUUCUCAAAGAGAAACUGAAUCUACCGGCACCAUGACAUCUGGGACCUCUGGCUCAGUUCUGCAGCCACGGUGGAAGCGGGUGUUGGGUUGGUCCGGCCCUGUCCCUCGGCCCCGACACGGACAUCGUGCAGUUGCAAUUAAAGAAUUGAUGGUCGUUUUCGGGGGUGGCAAUGAAGGAAUUGUAGAUGAACUGCAUGUGUAUAACACAGCCACCAAUCAGUGGUUCAUUCCUGCUGUCCGUGGCGACAUCCCGCCUGGCUGUGCUGCGUAUGGGUUCGUGUGCGACGGCACCAGGCUGCUGGUGUUCGGAGGGAUGGUGGAAUAUGGCAAAUACAGCAAUGAUCUGUAUGAACUGCAGGCCAGUCGCUGGGAGUGGAAGCGUCUGAAGCCCAAGUCUCCUAAGAACGGCCCUCCUCCCUGUCCCCGCCUGGGACACAGCUUCUCCCUGGUAGGGAACAAAUGCUUCCUGUUCGGAGGACUGGCUAACGACAGUGAGGACCCCAAGAACAACAUCCCCAGAUACCUGAACGAUCUGUAUACGCUGGAGCUGCGUGCCGGCUCCAGUGUGGUGGGCUGGGACAUCCCCAUCACCUACGGGGUGUUGCCCCCGCCCAGAGAGAGCCACACCGCCGUCGUCUACACAGAGAAGACCUCUAGCAAGUCCCGUCUGGUCAUCUAUGGGGGUAUGAGCGGCUGUCGACUGGGGGAUUUGUGGACACUAGAUAUAGACACCCUGACAUGGAAUAAGCCGUCCAUCAACGGGACAGCUCCUCUUCCCCGCAGUCUCCACUCUGCCACAACCAUCACCAACAAGAUGUUCGUGUUCGGAGGCUGGGUUCCCCUGGUGAUGGAUGACGUCAAAGUAGCGACACACGAGAAGGAGUGGAAGUGCACCAACACACUGGCCUGUCUCAACCUAGACUCGAUGGCGUGGGAGUCGGUGCUGAUGGAUUCUCUAGAAGAUAACAUCCCCAGGGCCAGGGCCGGUCACUGCUCCGUGGCCAUCAACUCACGCCUCUACGCCUGGAGCGGACGGGACGGAUACCGCAAGGCCUGGAACAACCAGGUGUGCUGCAAGGACCUCUGGUACCUGGAGACAGAGAAGCCCCGCCCCCCGUCACGGGUGCAGCUGGUGAGAGCCAACACCAGUAGCCUGGAGGUGAGCUGGGGGGCGGUACCAACUGCUGACACCUACCUGUUACAGCUGCAGAAGUACGAUAUCCCCCCCGCCCCGGCCGCCACCACGCCCGGCGUCAGCCCCGCGACGUCACUACCGGUCAACUCCCCCAAGAGCCCUGUCACAGCCUCUGCAGCGUCCCCCCAGGGCCUGCCUCUCCAGGGCAUAACGCUGGUCCCCUCCCCCACCACCACAAUGCCUGGGAGUCCACUGGCUGCUGCGAAUGCACGUGGGCCAGCUAUCCUGAAGGUGUCGGCUCCCCAUUCCACCACAGGCACCUCCAUCGUCACGGUGAGGCAGGCCAACCAGGGCGGGAAAUCUCCCGUAACGGUGACAUCACUUCCUGCCGGGGUCCGCAUGGUCGUGCCGGCCCAGGGUGCACAGGGAACGCCAAUGGGCAGCAGCCCUCAGAUGAGUGGCAUGGCUGCGUUGGCUGCAGCGGCUGCUGCCACACAGAAGAUCCCGCCCUCCACGGCCACCAUGCAGCUUCCAGCUGGUGCUACUAUGGUCAAGACCGUGGCCAUGAGCCCCGGUUCACAGACUGUCAAAGUAGCCUCGCCUGUUAUGGUUAGUAACCCAGCAACCCGCAUGCUGAAGACUGCUGCGGCUCAGGUGGGCACGUCAGGUGUUGUCACACCCGGAACGCCUUCUCGCCCUAUCAUCACCGUGCACAAGUCUGGCACGGUGACGGUUGCCCAGCAACACCAGGUGGUUACCACGGUAGUGGGAGGAGUCACCAAGACGAUCACCCUUGUCAAGAGUCCCCUUACUAUGGGGGGAGGUGGAACACUGCUGACCGCGGCCAACCAGGGUCAAAACAAAGUGAUGUCUGGGAAGGACGUGCAGCAUUGGCUGUCUAACCUGUCCAACCUGGGGAAGGUGAUGUCCGUGGUCCAGACCAAGCCUGGUCAGACAGGAACGGUGACGGGACAGGCUGGCUCCAGCCUCCAGCACAUCAUACAGACGAAAGGUCCCCUCCCGGCGGGCACCAUCCUGAAGCUGGUGACCUCAGCGGACGGCAAGCCCACCACCAUCAUCACGACGUCCCAGGCCGGGGCCGCGGGGGGCAAGCCCACCAUCCUAUCCUACAGCGGCAUGCCCACCACCACCAAGCCUGGCACGCACAUCAUCAAGACCAUACCCAUGUCUGCCAUCGGACAAGCAGGAGUGACAGGAAGUGGUAUGAAGUCCCCCAUUACCAUUAUCACCACUAAGAUGAUGACACCAGGCACCGGGACACCAGGCAAGAUCAUCAGCGCAAUGCCCAGAGCUGGGGCUGGUCAGCAGGGACUCACACAGGUGGUGCUGAAGGGUGCCCCUGGACAGCCCGGGACUAUUUUACGGACCGUCCCCAUGGGAGGAGUACGUCUCGUCUCCCCGGUUACUGUUUCCGGUGUCAAACCUAACGUCACCACCCUUGUUGUCAAGGGAACCACAGGUGUGACAACGUUUGGUACGGUGACUGGUACAGUGUCUUCGAGCCUGGCGGCCGGAAGUGUUGCCACGGCUACCACCACCUUGGGCACCAUGACCACUCUGCCUGGACAGGUCACCGUCUCCGCAGCUCAGGCGGGAGCUCCGCCCACUCAGGUGACCCUGAUCACGACCCCCAGUGGUGUGGAUGCUCAGCCUGUCCACGACCUCCCGGUCUCCAUCCUGUCCUCCCCCACCUCCGCCGACCCCUCGUCCACCCAGCCCGAGGCAGGCGACCCAGGAACGGUAACCCUGGUCUGCUCAAACCCCCCCUGCGAGACCCAUGAGACCGGCACCACCAAUACAGCUACCACGGCCUCCGCUAACAUGACUGGUAAUGGUGGGGUGGAGAGGGUCUGCUCAAACCCCCCCUGCGAGACCCACGAGACCGGCACCACCAACACUCAAACGACCGCGUCCUCCAACAUGGGCCAGGUACAGCAGGUGUGCACCAACCCCCCGUCCGAGACCCACGAUACAGGUACCACCAACACCCAGACCACCGCCAGCUGUAACAUGGGAUCCAACCAGCAACAACAAGGCUCCAGCGUAACCAACAACACCAGCGGGUCUGAUCCCCCGUCCUCUCCGCCCCCCUCCUCCUCCGGAGACCUCUCCCCCUCGUCUGUUUCUGGUACCAGCUCUGUGCCCGGGGUGCUACGACCCGAGACUCUGAGAACAGGGACCACCUACACCUCGACCACCGCACGCUCGAACAUGGGCUCUGACCAGAUGGGCAUGACGCUCAGCUCUUCGUCCUCAGAUAACCAGAGCAAGUCAUCCAGUGGAGGAGGAGGAGGAGGAUCCCCCCUCACCUCUCCUGUCUGCUCCAAUCCACCUUGUGAAACGCACGAGACUGGCACUACCACUACGUCGACGCAGGCCAACUCUAGUAUGGGCAUCGGGCAGACUACAGGCACGGUCCAGAGAGUGUGUUCCAAUCCUCCGUGUGAAACGCACGAAACGGGAACCACCAACACCCCUUCUCAGACUACGUCCAACCUGACAGGGACGGGCACGGUCCAGAGGGUGUGUUCCAAUCCUCCGUGUGAAACGCACGAAACGGGAACCACCAACACCCCUUCUCAGACUACGUCCAACCUGACAGGGACGGGCACGGUCCAGAGGGUGUGUUCCAAUCCUCCGUGUGAGACACACGAGACGGGCACCACCAACACAGCUACUACAGCCCAGCCUGGUGACUCGACACAGGGAGACAGCGGAACUACAGAGGCUCCCUCGUCGUCCUCGGUAACCACAGAGUCCAGCGCCGUGGUGGCGGCUGGCCGAGCAGUUACCACGGUUACCCAGUCCACACCCACACCUGGACCCUCCGUACCUGAGAUCUCGUCGAUGUCUGGGUCGUCUGAGGCGAUGGUGGCGGCAUGUAUAGAGGGAGAGGAGGCCAUGCAGACGGACUGUCUCCCAGAGGGCACAGUGAGGGUCGUGACCCUGGAAGAGGCUGCUGCAGCUGGGAUACAGGUCCAUGUGGAGGGCAUGGAGGAACAGAACCAGGGGGAGCAGGAGGGCCUGCCUGCGGAGCUGAUGUCUGAAGGUGACGCAGGGGGCCAGCAGACCCUGAUGGUGACGGGUUUAACCCCCGAGGAGCUGGCUGUUACCGCUGCAGCCGAGGAGGCGGCACAACAUGCUGCUGCUGAGGAGGCGAACGCCCAGGCCAUGGCCAUACAGGCUGUCCUGCAGGCCGCACAGCACGCUGUCAUGAAUGAAGGAGACGGUGGCCAGGAGGGCCAGCACCACACCACCACCAUCCCCAUUGUGUUGACUCAGGCUGAGCUGGCAGCCCUGGUACAUCAACAACAACAGCUGCAGGAAGCCCAGGCUCUGGCCCAGGCAGCGGCGGCGGCAGCAGCACAGCACAACCAGCCCACCGAGGGCCUGGCCCCAGCAGACAGCCUGAACGACCCGGCGUCAGAGAGUAACGGCCAGGAGCUGGCUGCAGCAGUGACCCAGGCGGUGGCCCGGCUAGCCCCAACCUGCACCAUGGUGGUGACAAACCCGGCUAAGACUCAGCCCAUGAUGGUGGCCACCCCGGCUAAGACUCAGCCCAUGAUGGUGGCUAGCCUGGCUAAGACUCAGCCCAUGAUGGUGGCAACCCCGGCUAAGACUCAGCCCAUGAUGGUGGCCACCCCGGCUAAGACUCAGCCCAUGAUGGUGGCCACCCCGGCUAAGACUCAGCCCAUGAUGGUGGCCAGCCUGGCUAAAACUCAGCCCAUGAUGGUGGCCACCCCGGCUAAGACUCAGCCCAUGAUGGUGGCCAGUCCGGCUAAGAUGCAGGCAGCUGCGACCCUGGCAGAGGUGGCUAACGGCAUAGAGUCUGCUGCAGGGAGACAAGGAGCUCCUCCUGCGGUGGCCAAAGCCCCGGUGAAGAAAGACAACCAGUGGUUUGAUGUUGGCAUCGUCAAGGUGACCAACACCGUGGUCACACACUACUACCUGCCCGCUGACGACCAAGCCACUGUCGAUGAUGACUCUGGGGCGAUCCCGGACUACAGUCAGAUGAAGAAGAUGGAUCUCCAGCCAGGGACGGCCUAUAAAUUCAGAGUGGCCGGGAUCAACACCUGUGGUCGAGGGAACUUCUCAGAGGUCUCGGCCUUCAAGACGUGUCUACCGGGCUUCCCCGGAGCUCCCUGUGCGAUCAAGAUCAGCAAGAGCCCAGAUGGAGCCCACCUGACCUGGGAGCCUCCAUCGGUCACAUCUGGUAAGAUCAUUGAGUACUCGGUGUACCUGGCCAUCCAGAGCGCCCAGAGCGGGGAGCAGGCCAAGCCCACCACCACCACCACCCCAGCCCAGCUGGCUUUCAUGCGAGUGUUCUGUGGGCCGAACCCUUCCUGCCUGGUGCAGUCGUCCAGCCUCUCCAACGCACACAUAGACUACACCACCAAGCCUGCCAUCAUCUUCCGCAUCGCAGCCCGCAACGAGAAAGGUUACGGCCCUGCCACGCAGGUCAGGUGGCUCCAAGAGGUAGGUAAAGAUGGUGUUGCAGCUAAACCAACUGCUAAGAGACCAGGCUCCUCGCCUGACAUGAAAGCUGCCGGUCCGAAGAAGGCCAGAUCAGACCAGUAAAGGGAGUUUCCUUCUCCCCUUGUUGUCCAUGAUGACUAUUACUGAACUGAAUACAACACCCCUCAACCAGCCCCCACCAAGAUCCCUCACCAACUAUCUACAAUAUCCUUGCCUCAACCUCAGCCCCACAAACCUGGACCCAGACCGGCCCACAAACCUGGACCCAGACCGGCCCACAAACCUGGACCCAGACCGGUCCACAAACCUGGACCCAGACUGGCCCACAAACCUGGACCCAGACCGGCCCACAAACCUGGACCCAGACCGGCCCACAAACCUGGACCCAGACCGGCCCACAAACCGGCCCACAAACCUGGACCCAGACCGGCCCACAAACCUGGACCCAGACCGGCCCACAAACCUGGACCCAGACCGGCCCACAAACCUGGACCCAGACCGGCCCACAAACCUGGACCCAGACCGGUCCACAAACCUGGACCCAGACCGGCCCACAAACCUGGACCCAGACCGGCCCACAAACCUGGACCCAGACCGGUCCCCCAACCACCCAUCAUUCACAAAAUGGCUACCUAAAAAAACCCAGAUGAAAAUAAUCCCAGAGCCCUGCCCUCAUCACUCGAGGUUGUGGUGCCACGGACACCUCGUUUCCAACCUCGUGUUCUUUAUUGGUUUAUUACUGAUCUUCUGUUAAAACGGUUGAAAGCACACAAUUACAUUUUUCUUGGCUUUUUUUUUUUAUUUUUAAAUGAUUUUCGGUGAAAUCAACAACAACAACAACAACAACAACAAAAAAUAGAAAAAAACACUGUGGAGUUUUAACUGUAGUUGCUAGCUAGUGAUUUUCCUCUCUCUGUCCCAUGCUUUUCUCCAUCCCGGUUUAUCAACACAAGUAAUUACACAGCACAAAUAGCUGUGUAUCGCCGAUGUCACUUGCGCGUCGGUCGAUUGGUCACAUGUAUAGAAGGAUCAGAUGGUUGCUAUGGAAAACGGUUGAAACGGAAGAACACAGCAUCGUCACGUUGUCAUGGGGACAAAAACACACCGAUGGGGAAAACAGACAGCACUUGGGGGGAGGACAAGAGUGUUUUCUCCAUUGAAGGGGAGUCCAUCGUCAUCAUCAACCGAUUUAAGACUUCACAUUUUUGUCCUGGCUUUCGUCUUGCUUUGUGACAUCACCGUGUUCACAGGGAGUUAAAAAAAAAAAAGGAACGAGAGUUUAACUCAAGUCAAGAAAAUGAAGUGUUUUUGGUGUAGGUUUAGGAGACUACUUUAAUUCUCUAGUCUGUUUCCUUUCGUUGGGAGGGUGUGUGGACACUGGCUGACUGCCAACCAGGGUGAAAAAGUACAAUGUUUUUUUGUUUUACAGCCUUUAUUCGACAGGUCAUUUGACACUUAUUUCAGAAUUGGUGGUCUAAUGAACCGUUAAAUAAUGACUUUUUGUUACUUGCUCUGCUGCGGAAGAUGAAAGAGCAGAAACGAAAGACUGAAAGAAAAGAGGCGAGUGGAUGUUUUUUGUUUUGUUUAUACUUCCAGUUUAAAAAAAAAAAAAAUGAAUGAAAGGAAUUGAUUUGCAGAGAGAAAAAGCUUACUUUUCACCUGUCCUCCUUGUCGUCUCAACCUGUCGAUAGUCCAUGGAAUGCAUUUUGUUGACAUCUAAUGGAAUUUAGAAGGUUCUUUUUGUUCCAAACCUUGUUUUUUAGAGUUCUGAGAAUUAACUGGGAUAUUUUCUGCCCCCCCUCCCCUCUCCCCCCUUCCCCAAAAUGCGGACAAACUGUUGAUAUUGAUAACCAUUCACAUUACUUUUGGUGUAUUGUUGUUAUUAUUAUUAUUAUUAUUAUUUGCUUUACAUAUGUUUAGGUAUGCAAGUGUGUGUGUGUAAUGUGACAAAUGUUUUCCAUGUAGUUGGCAUGUAUUUUUGAAACAGAGCAUUUUAUUUACCGAGAGGUGGGAAAAUGCUUUGUUAUGAAGAAUGAUUGAAUGGUGCAAACAGCAAACAGGGUUUGAGCUCAGUUGUAAAUUAGUUCCUUCCUUCACGUAGCAAGUAAAGUUCAAAAAAAAAAAAUAAAAUAAAAAAUAAACUCUUUUUUAUAUAA
This is a messenger RNA of Oncorhynchus nerka (sockeye salmon), 8378 nucleotides long. RefSeq names its product host cell factor C1b (gene hcfc1b). The transcript is spliced from 28 exons. Gene Ontology annotation, cellular component: histone methyltransferase complex. The record is from RefSeq and is a predicted model, not a curated record. Gene Ontology annotation, biological process: chromatin remodeling; regulation of DNA-templated transcription. Lineage: Eukaryota; Metazoa; Chordata; Actinopteri; Salmoniformes; Salmonidae. The coding region runs from base 622 to 6324 and encodes 1900 amino acids. Gene Ontology annotation, molecular function: transcription coactivator activity; protein binding.